Messenger RNA from Debaryomyces tyrocola, 149 nucleotides. The record is from the annotation of a GenBank genome assembly. Lineage: Eukaryota; Fungi; Ascomycota; Pichiomycetes; Serinales; Debaryomycetaceae.
AUGUCAACCAAACGUAUUAAUAAAGAAUUAGCAGACUUAGGAAGGUAAGUUUUCUUCUUUUUUAGGCGAGAAAAGCCGUUGGUGGGUCCGCUGGAACCGCUCGGGCAAGUGACAGCAAAGUUGGUGACAGGACCCAUCGAGCGAUUUAA